Molecule: messenger RNA, 1017 nt
Organism: Angiostrongylus costaricensis
Lineage: Eukaryota; Metazoa; Nematoda; Chromadorea; Rhabditida; Metastrongylidae
Source: the annotation of a GenBank genome assembly
AUGACGAUCUCAUACAACCUUGAUGUCUCGUCGGUUUCGUCGACCACCUAUCUAAAGUUACUCCUACGAUGGCGCGGAUCCAUAUGGAAAUCUGUGAAAACAGAAUUCGGCAUAUGGACUGUUAGUUAUUAUACUGUAUUUGCUAUAUACCGCUAUGUUUUAAACUCUUAUCAGCAAAGAAAAUUUGAAAAGAUCGCCUUCUAUUGUGAUGGAAAGCUCGACUAUAUACCACUGACGUUUAUGCUCGCCUUUUUUGUGAAUGUGAUCGCCGAUCGAUGGACGAAAAUCUUCAACAAUAUGGGAUGGAUUGAAAACAGUGCUUUAACACUAUCGGCUCUGCUGAAAAGUGAAAGUAAUGAAGAAGAUGCUAGGCUUAUGCGUCGAUCGAUAACCCGCUAUAUGAUACUUAGUCAGAUUUUAACGUAUCGUGAUAUUUCUAUCCAAGUACGGCGGCGAUUUCCUGAUAUAUACUGGGUUCCAAUAAACUGGGCUCUGAAUGUAGCAGUGAAAGCCUACUCGAAGAAUUAUAUCGAAUCCUCGCCUAGUUUGAACUUCUUGCUCAAGGAAAUCCUCGAUUUUCGUACAAGUCUUGCACUUUUAUGUAACUAUGAUUGGGUACCAAUACCAAUAGCUUAUCCUCAGGUUGUUUUUCUCGCCGUUCGCUCCUACUUUCUUAUUUGCCUCGUUUCGCGACAAUCUCUUAUUGGAGAUGGAGCUCCAGCUGAAACGACGAUCGAUAUCUAUGUACCAUUCAUGACAAUGCUACAGUUCCUCUUCUUCGUUGCUUGGAUGAAGGUAGCUGAGGCCUUGUUGAAUCCUCUCGGCGAGGACGAUGACGACUUUGAAUGCAACUUUCUAAUCGACCGAAAUAUCGGUAUUGGUAUGGCAAUUGUUGACCAAACAUGUGGUGAACAUCCUACGCUGAGAAUGGACGAUUUAUCGAAACGCGAUUUCUCACACUACAAUGGAGCCGCCGGCGAGCACGCACUUGUUGGAUCAGCUGCUACCGUUCUGUAA